Molecule: messenger RNA, 1605 nt
Organism: Paramecium tetraurelia
Lineage: Eukaryota; Ciliophora; Oligohymenophorea; Peniculida; Parameciidae
Exons: 4
Biological process (GO): protein desumoylation
Cellular component (GO): nucleus
Molecular function (GO): deSUMOylase activity
Source: RefSeq, a predicted model, not a curated record
AUGAAUGAAGGCUAUUAUAAUGAUUAAGAUAAAUAUAAAGAUCUAAAAAAUAACCUUGAUGGAAGGAUCAUUUAUAUCGAGCCUUAAUUGUAUUUAGAAAAUUUGAGAGAAUUUAAUGAGAGAAAUCCUACCUACGGAGUGACAGUGGAUUAUCGAUUUUUGAAGACAAUCUAAUAGUGUGACUUUUUGGAAAGCUCCUAAUUGCAAUUUUUCAUCAAUUUAUUCAGAAAAGCAUAUCCAUAAGUCAAAUUAGCUGCUGCCACAUGUCAUUUUUUUGCUGACUUUAUAGUAUCAUUAUAGAUACCUGUAUCAUAAUAAUAAUUAAAUCAGACUAAUUCAACAGGCUAUUAAAGCCAAAAAUUAUAAGAAAGUUUGGUUCAACCUCAAUAAAAAAUAAGCGAAGAAUAUAUAGAAUCCCAUGUCAUGAAUAAAAGUAUCCUAGAUAAUUAGUAAAACAUAAAUAUAUCCACUCAAAGUAAUAAUUCCAUCAUUACAAACAAAUCCAACACCAACGAUUCCAACCUAUCUGUAUAAAAGCCAACGGCUUCUGCGAAUAAUUUCAAAGGUUAAUAUGCUCAAUCUCAAAUCAUACCUAAAACUACAAAAGAUAAUAAUGUUGAUUAUCUUUCAUAAUCCUUAAUUUAAAAUAAUAAUAUUGCAAAUAACAAACCUCAAUCAUAAUUAUUUUAGGCAAAUAGAGAUGUAUAAGCUCCUCAACAAGUAUAAGUUAAUUAAACAAUAAAUCCAUUAUCAUAAAUAUAAAUAGAUAAUUAACCAAAUCAAUAGAAUUCAAAUAUUAGUGAUUCUUAAUCUAUUCCCUACUAAGCCCCACUCAGUGGAUAAUAAAACCCAAUUAAUGUGAAUGAUUAAAUACAAAGUCCAAUUGGAUCAUAAAUCAUAUCACAUUAAUUUAUAGACUCAAACGUCGGUUCAAUUAAUGAAACUUAAGAAAAGCCUCAACUAAAUUAAGAAUAAUUUCAAAAUGCUUAAUCAAUAAUAUAUCCUCAGAACAACUAAUAAGUACCUUCUGCAUAGGCUUAGGUUGAGCAAUAAUAAGCAUAACCUCCUCCUGAAAAAAAAUUCUUUUUUCAGAUUACUAAUAUGACUAUAUAAAAACCAGCUUAAUAAGAUAAUAUUAAUAAAUCAUAUCUUCCUUCAUUAAUAAAAUAAUUGGCUGAAAUGAAUAACUUAACAGAAGAGCAAUUAAAGGAUUAAGAUUAUUGGUAUUUUCCCAUAAAUUAGCUCUAAUCUCAUUGGAUUAGCGUGGUGAUCAAUUUUAAAAAAAAGGAGAUAUUUUACUUUGAUUCGUAUUAUAAAAAAACAGAUCCUGUUAUCCUAUAAGGAAUAAAUUCUAUAUUAGAGCACUUUAAAAUUAAUCCUUAAAAUUUCUAGGUAAGACCAGUAUAUAAUUAAUAAAUCAAUGGUUAUGAUUGCGGAGUUUUCAUAUUGCUUUCCCUUCUAUACACUUUAUAAUAGAAAACUUAUAAUUACACUUAAAGUGUUGCAACCUAAUUUAGAAAGGGUGUUCUCUAUAAUUUGGCUGUUAUAGGGGCUUAAUAGGAUAUUGAUCAAGUAUAUCUGGAAUUUAUAGUCGAUCAACAUUGA